This is a messenger RNA of Nannochloropsis gaditana CCMP526, 1957 nucleotides long. It is a transcript of the gene HYDG, whose product is annotated as Fe-Fe hydrogenase maturation protein. The coding region runs from base 32 to 1801 and encodes 589 amino acids. The record is from RefSeq and is a predicted model, not a curated record. Gene Ontology annotation, molecular function: catalytic activity; iron-sulfur cluster binding. The transcript is spliced from 11 exons.
CAGGAUAGUUGAGCGUGUGCCGGUCCCUGCUAUGAUGCUGUGGCGGGCGUCUGGCCGGCUUUGUCCUCGAAGUCUCUUUACGACCCCGACGGCUGCGUCCCGGGGAGGUAAGUUGCCAUCCAGACACCACCAGCAACGCUGGCUGGCUCAAUGGUCAAUCGAGACUGAACACCACCAUAAAUAUGAGGACCCUGCCAAAAUCAUCGACGAAGGUCUGAUCAAUCGCUUGUUGGAGGAGACAAAAGACAAGGCAAAAGAUGCCGCAUGCGUCAAAGCUAUUCUGGUGGCUGCUCAAGAAAGGGCCCGGCUUCAGGCCAUGCCCCCAGGGCACCCUACCGCAGACCCGCCCCAGAAUGAAUUUGUUCAAGGACUCACCCUGGAGGAGGCAGCUACACUCUUAAACGUCGAUUCGGGGAACAAAGACAUAAUGCAGCUUUUGUAUGAUGCUGCCUUGAAUGUGAAGCAACAGAUUUACGGCAACCGUAUUGUGCUCUUUGCACCUGUUUACUUGGCCAACUGGUGUGUAAAUACGUGCCAGUACUGUGCCUUCCGAGGGGCCAAUAAGCAGAUGCAGCGAAGCAUGCUCACCAUGGACGAGUUGCGACAAGAAGUGGAAGCCUUGGAGGCGAUCGGACACAAACGAUUGCUGCUUCUGACCGGCGAGCACCCCAAGUAUUCGUUUGACCGGUUUCUCGAGGCAGUCCAAGUGGUUGGCACCGUCAAGACCCCUAAUCCGUGUGGGGAGAUUCGGCGGAUCAACGUGGAGAUUCCCUCCCUCUCCGUCUCCGACAUGCGACGCCUCAAGGCUACUCAAUACAUUGGUACCUACACGCUCUUCCAGGAAACCUACCACCGUGACACUUUUCGGAAAAUGCAUCCCGGUGGACCCAAGAGCGAUUACAACCACAGGAUCCUGACCAUGGACCGGGCACAGUUGGGUGGCCUGGAUGACGUGGGAAUCGGGGCGCUCUUCGGCUUGGCCGACUACCGAUUCGAGGUGUUGGGCCUCCUCAUGCAUGCCCACCACCUCGAUCGCACCUACGGCACGGGACCCCACACUAUCUCUAUCCCCCGCAUGCAGCCGGCCCUGAACGCCCCGGCAGCGGAGCACAUCCCCCUGCCGGUUCACGACGACGAUUUUAAGAAAUUGGUGGCUGUCAUUCGGUGUGCGGUUCCCUACACGGGCAUGAUCCUAUCCACCCGGGAGUCAGCUCAGAUACGUCGGGAGCUUUUACGCUUGGGCAUCUCUCAAAUCAGCGCCGGGUCACGCACAGACGUGGGGGCCUAUCACCGCGAUACCUCUUGCGACGCCGCCCCCUUCAUUAGCAACACCGCCGGGACGAGCGGCAACGGAUACAGGGCAGGGCGGCCGGCCAAGUCGCAACUACCUCCUCCUGCCACUCUGGAUGCAUCGCGCAAGGAAGAGGAGGAAGACACGGAGGAAUAUAAAUUGAGACGUGGACAAUUCUGUUUACAGGAUCAUCGUCCUCUCGACACGGUCAUUAAAGACCUGCUUCACGACGGAUUCAUCCCCUCCUUUUGCACGGCUUGUUAUCGGAAGGGGCGCACCGGGGCAGCAUUUAUGAAAAUCGCAAAGAGUGGGCGCAUUCAGGACUUUUGCCAGCCGAAUGCUUUACUCAGUCUGCAGGAGUACAUGGAGGAUUAUGCCAGUCCUCAAACCAAGGCGAUAGGCGCAGAAGUCAUACAUCGCGAGAGUCAGCUCAUGAGCGACAACGCCAAGCGUGCGUACGACAGGAAACGCCGGCAGCUUUUGGAGGGGAAGCGAGACCUUUAUUUUUGAGGCGUGGUCGUAGCGAUGGCAUGUGUCAUUGAUAUAGACGAGAAGAUCAGUAGGCGUAUUGUACAGAAGAAAGGGGUGAUAUUUGGGAGAGAUAACCAGACACAGAAUUGAAUGACAAGCACACGUGAUGGACAGCGUGAAAAAUUGCUCCAAGUG